UUCAUUCACCCCCCACCCCCCCUCGAUACCCUCUGGUUUGACCGGACAAGAUAUCGCCCGAGUCUAGGAUACUAGAUCAUUCCUUGGUUGAUAAAUCGGAUUUACGGGGCUAUCAACGAUUCCUCGGGAUCGAAUUUCUUGUUCCCUCUCUUUCGACAUAUUGACCCCUCACACGACCGUCUACGAAGCGUCGCAGAGCUGUGAAUGAUUGCUCAGCAUGCCCGUCGAUAAUAGUGAACCCGUUAACGAGGGCUCGUCCUCGUCGACCAACUACCUCAAGGACAGACGCUUCAAGCUCAGCAGGGCAUGCGAUCGAUGUCGUCGGCGCAGGAUCAAGUGCGACGAAGGUCACCCCUGUCAGGCCUGCCUCACCUCCAGCUCGGACUGCACCUUCGAAGAGCCGGGUAAACGCACGCACCCGCACAAGUCCAAGCGGACAGCGACGCUUGAGGACCGCAUGCGGCACCUCGAGACGCUCAUCCACGCCAUCCCACCCACGGUGUUCGCCGCAGCAAAUGGGUCCUUGAACGGCGGUCAACUGUCCGUCGACUCGCCCACCUCACCAACCAUGCCCGCGCCCUUCAACGGGCUCCCUGGCGCCCUCGCCGCGCAGCAGCUCCCGCUUGGCGUUCCCCCGCCCUCCCUGAGCUCGUUCCCACUCAUGAACCCCGGAGGACACUUUACCCACCUCGGGCCGAACAGGCCUCCCAGCCUUUUCGGCGGCCAAGGCGACUCCCCGAUGGGUGGCCAGAUGGAUAUCGAAGAGGGCAUGACGCGCAUGUCGAUCAACCCGUCAUACCUUUAUCUCGACCAGGAAGGCUACACGCGAUGGCAGGGCGAGAUGUCUGGACUUCCGCUGCUCGACUUGCUGGUCGACCGGCACUCGAUCGACAUCAAGGAAGAGGCCGAUCGCGAGCCGGCGCGGACAAUAUCAGCCGCAGCCAAUCCCACUUCGCACACGUCCCCCGCGGUCCUCGAGCCGUCGCCCUCUCGACGAACAUCGAGAUCGUCCACGACGAAGGGUUCAGAUAUCAACCCAGAGGCGCUGUGGAAGACAAUCACGAACAUCAUCGUCCCAGAACUGAUGGACAGCCUCGUCCAAUGCUAUCUAUCGACAUCGUACUACCUGAUGCCGUUCCUACACGUCCCGACUUUCCUUGCUGAUUACGGCAACCCACAAAAAUGGGGCGAACCGGGAUUUGCCUCCUUCAUCGUCGCUCUGUGCUGCCUUUCCUCGCGGCACAUCGAUGACCCACGCGUGCGCGCCGACCCGAACGAUGGCGUCUCCGCCGGCUCGCAGUGGUUUGACCUCUUUCUUCGGCUUCGGGCGCUGCCCUCCGCCGACCGGCCGACACUCUACACCAUCCAAGGCGUUCUUGUCGCGGGCGUGUACGCCGUCGGAGCCGGCAAGCUCUCCAAGGCGUUCGCGCUUCUGUCCGAGGCGAUCACGCUCUCAGUCGACGCCGGCAUCCAUCGCUGCGCCGACGCGUACGACUACUUUGACCCGAUCGAGGAGGAAGUCCGCAAGCGCACGUUCUGGUGCGUCUAUCUUUGGGACAAGCAGGCGAGCGCGCACUUCGGCCGCCCGCCCAUGAUCCGCCUCCGCGACUGCGACGUGCGCGAGCCGGCGGUCGUCGACGACGAGUUCCUCACGAACGAGGGAUCAACGCCACAACCUGGAAGGCCCGAGACGGAAAGCAGGAUGUUCGCGUUUGUGUGCACUAUCCGGUUGUUCGUCGUCCUUGAGUCGGUCGUCGACGCUCCGCCGUCGCGAUACUUUGGCGAGAGCUCGGCGUUUCUUACGCGUGCCACGGGGAUCCUGUCUGGGUUCAGGAGGCACAAGGAGCUGAGGGAGGAGGAGGCGCUGUUGGACGAGGUUUGCUCGAUGAUACCGCCGUAUUGGAAGCAUUCGCCCGAGACGAUGGCGAGCGAGGAUGUGCUAAGGGUGACGCAAGCGGAGCGGUUGCACUGCAUGGAGCAGUACGUGAGGAUGCUGAUACACCGCCAUCGGUUCUCGGAAUUGGUCGCCGAUCGGACGAGGACGGGGACGGAGGAGCAGAGCGAGGCGGAGUGUGAGGCGAUUAGAUCGGCGCAUGCGUGCGCUUUGCAGAUUGUCGCGGCGCAUCUGCAUAUUGGUCUGAAGGGGAUGAUGACGUGGUAUGGUGUCCACGUCAUCCAUCAACUCACGCAGGCUGGAAGAACGCUCACCGCUGUCGUGCUCAACAGCGAAGCGGAGUCGUUGCGUGCGUUAAAACCUCCGUCCUUGGACGCUUUGCGAUCCUGCGUUGGCCUUCUCCGCCGUUUCUCGGGUCGUUACGUUUGCGGAAUGCGAUCCAGUGAUAUGAUGGAAGAAUUUUGUCGACUUACCCAAAUACCCUUGGACACGCCCGCCCGGCUGGACGAUCAAAGGCGGAGUCGUACCCCAUGGAUGAAACCUGUCCGGAAGAAGACGCGCUCUGCUGCACGUUCGCCAGGCAGCUCGACCGACUCCCCUUCGCAACAGGCGCCGAGUCCGGAGGGCUUCUCCCCGGACAUCUUCCUCGACAUGGCUGGCAGCGCGAGUCCUUCGGCAUCCGCUGCGUUCCCCAUGGGCAUGCCGCCGGCAUCAGUCCCUUCACCUGCCGGCAUGCUCGACGGAUUCGGACGCAUUCAGAGCUCUACGGGAUCCCCGUUCAUGGACGGCGGCACGGGCGCUGGGAUGAUGGGCACCGGGCCCGAGCAGCUCGGGAUGUCGUCCGCGGAGAUACUUGCGUUGUUCAACGAUGGCGGCGUGGAUGUGUCGACGUUUUUCCCGUCACCCGGUCCGGUGCCGACGAGCUUGAAUGGCAACGGGCGACAUAGGUCAAAUUCGUACGCGAAUGGCGCCUUGGGGAUGACAAACUCGAUGGGUUUGUGAUUUUUUUUUCGGGUAUCUGUUGGACAUGGCUAUUCCUCCGGUGCCUCUGUCGUUGCUGCUGCUGCUCUGUAUUGUUGCGAUCGUUGUACCAUAUGAUCGAAGAAAGCAUCUUUACCUCGAC
Punctularia strigosozonata HHB-11173 SS5 is the source of this 3017-nucleotide messenger RNA. RefSeq lists its product as uncharacterized. Lineage: Eukaryota; Fungi; Basidiomycota; Agaricomycetes; Corticiales; Punctulariaceae. The record is from RefSeq and is a predicted model, not a curated record. The transcript is spliced from 9 exons. Gene Ontology annotation, molecular function: DNA binding; zinc ion binding; DNA-binding transcription factor activity, RNA polymerase II-specific. Gene Ontology annotation, biological process: regulation of DNA-templated transcription; DNA-templated transcription. The coding region runs from base 218 to 2896 and encodes 892 amino acids.